GAAUUAGUGAGCAUGCGGCAAAAGUGCAAUUUCCAGUGCUUUUAAGGAGGCGUCUAAACGGCAUUUGAAUAAAAUAUUUUGGUGGCUGUUUUGACACUCAGAGAAACCAACGUUUGUGUGUCUAUUACUACACAUCGUGCAUGAAUAUCCAGUACAGUUCUAGGAUUUCGCAUUCUGGAUGUGGGAUACGUAAGGACUUAAAACGGGAUAUUGUUCCACCCUGUUUCCUCCUCUCAUCCUCUGAAUAUGUUGAAGGCCUUGGCUGGAAUCUGUUUGCUUCAUCUGACUACAAUAUUCUUCCUCUUUUGGGCAACUAUAGAUGAUGCAUGGUGGUUCACAAGGACCCUUUACACAGACCUGUGGGGCAGAUGGGUGAUGGAAAACAAUGAUGAUGUCUGGGUGUACAUGGAUAUACCGACCUCAUACAGGAAAGACUAUCUGCAGGCGGUUCAGGCGUUUGCAGUGCUGUCCUGCCUGUUUGCUGUGUUCUCUCUGUGCGUAUUCAUAUUCCAACUCUUUACUCUGGGUAAAGGAAAGCGGUUCACCAUCUCUGGAGUUGUACAGCUCAUCUCCUGUUUCUGCAUAAUGGUGGCUCUGUCAGUCUACACCGAUCACUUUCACAGAGGUGAGAAGGACGGCUGGUACGGCUGGUCCUACAUCAUGGCCUGGUUUGGAUGGCUGCUGACCCUCUUCACGGGAAUUAUGUACAUCGUCCUGCGCAAGAGAGUGGAUUAAACUUGAGCCCUCGCUCCCAGGGCUAACGUACAGCCUCGGAUAUUCCUUUCUUUUGUCAUGCUAACUUCAAUGUGGACUUUGACUAAUUGUACUACUUCAAAGUGUAGGUGCAGUACCUGAAAAUGAAUGAGUUGUCUUGAAUACAGGCCUAUGAUGGAAAUGUAGAAAUGUGCUCUGCAAAUCAUAGCAUCAGCAGUUCAUUUAAACGUUUGAGCAAGUUUAAAAUAGGUGAAAGCCUUAAAGGAGUAGU
Molecule: messenger RNA, 985 nt
Organism: Pimephales promelas (fathead minnow)
Lineage: Eukaryota; Metazoa; Chordata; Actinopteri; Cypriniformes; Leuciscidae
Source: RefSeq, a predicted model, not a curated record